This is a messenger RNA of Dichotomopilus funicola, 3321 nucleotides long. RefSeq names its product eIF3 p110. The record is from RefSeq and is a predicted model, not a curated record. The transcript has 2 exons. NCBI's taxonomy places the organism in Eukaryota, Fungi, Ascomycota, Sordariomycetes, Sordariales, Chaetomiaceae. Bases 1 to 3321 code for a protein of 1106 amino acids. Gene Ontology annotation, biological process: translation reinitiation; formation of cytoplasmic translation initiation complex. Gene Ontology annotation, molecular function: mRNA binding; translation initiation factor activity. Gene Ontology annotation, cellular component: multi-eIF complex; eukaryotic translation initiation factor 3 complex, eIF3m; eukaryotic translation initiation factor 3 complex, eIF3e.
AUGCCGCCUCCGCCGCAUCAAAAACCCGAAAAUGUCCUCAAGAGGGCCCACGAACUCAUCGGGGUCAACCAGGCCCCCGCCGCCCUGAACCUGCUGCACGAACACAUCACAUCGAAGAGGUCCCGAAAUGUCCCCAUCGCCUCGCUGGAGCCGGUUAUGGUCCUGCUCGUUGAGCUGGCCGUGGAACAGAAGAAGGGAAAGCUCGCCAAGGACGCUCUCUACCAGUACAAGAACAUCGCCCAGAACACCAACGUGGGCACCAUCGAGCUUGUGCUCAAGAAAUUCAUCGAGCUGGCCGCCGAGAAGGUCACUGUCGCCCAACAGAAGGCGGAUGAGGUCCAAUCCAGCCUCGAGGCCACUGCCGAGACCUCCGGCAUCGACGAUCUCGAGGCCAGCGAGACCCCGGAGUCCAUCCUCCUAGCCACCGUCUCUGGCGAGCAGUCCAAGGACCGCACCGACCGCGCCAUUGUCACUCCGUGGCUGAAGUUCCUGUGGGAGGCCUACCGCACCGUUCUUGAUAUUCUCCGCAACAAUGCCCGCCUUGAGCUGCUUUAUCAGAGCACGGCCAUGCAGGCCUUUGACUUCUGCCUCAAGUACACCCGCAAGACCGAGUUCCGCCGCCUGUGCGAGCUGCUCCGCAACCAUGUCCAGACCGCUGCCAAGUAUUCGUCUCAGAUGCAUGCUAUUAACCUCAACGACCCGGAUACCCUCCAGCGCCACCUCGAGACUCGGUUUCAGCAGCUGAAUGUGGCCGUCGAGCUAGAGCUCUGGCAGGAGGCCUUCCGCAGUGUGGAGGACAUCCACACCCUGUUGAGCCUCAGCAAGCGCCCGGCCAAGAACAUCAUGAUGGCCAACUACUACGAGAAGCUUACUCGUAUUUUCCUGGUUGGCGAGAAUUACCUCUUCCACGCCGCUGCCUGGGCGCGCUACUACAACCUCCUGCGCCAGUCGGCGGCCAUGCUCGCCGCUGGCCAGAGCAGAAAGUCCGACAGCCCGCCUGCCAGCGAUGCCGACCUUGAGCGGGCCGCUACUUUUGUCGUCCUCUCGGCUUUGUCCAUCCCGGUCAUCAGCACCACCCGCUCGCGCGGUGCCAUGGUCGACUUUGACGAGGCCCGCAAGAACAAGAACUCGCGCCUUACCCAUCUCCUGGGCCUAUCCCAGGCGCCCACCCGCGCUACCCUUUUCCGCGACGUUCUCUCCAAGGCUCUCCUCCGCCGCGCCCGUCCUCAGAUCCGGGACCUCUACAACAUCCUCGAGGUCGACUUCCACCCUCUUUCCAUCUGUCAGAAGAUCUCCCCGAUUCUCGCCCAGGUCGGUGCCGACGAGGAGAUGCAAAAGUACAUCCUCCCUCUGCAGCAGGUCAUCCUUACCCGCCUGUUCCAGCAGCUGUCUCAGGUGUACGAGACGGUCGACCUCGAAUUCGUCCAGAGCCUGGCUCAAUUCCCGGAGCCCUUCCAGGUCACCCGUGGCACCAUCGAGAAGUUUAUCAUGAACGGCAACAAGAAGGGCGAUCUCGCCAUUCGCAUGGACCACGCCACCGGCGUCCUGAGCUUCGACGUCGACGUCUUCUCCUCGGCCAAGGCCGUCCACGCCGGUUCCGCCGCCGGCUCGGCCGAGAGCGAGGUCGGCUCCGUGCAGCGCCUCCAGAGCACACCAUCCCAAAUCGUCCGUUCUCAGCUCACCCGCCUUGCUGAGGUGCUCUUCACCACCUGCCGAUACAUCGACCCCUCGUUCAACGAGGCUCGCAUCCAGGCUCGCGAUGCUGCUCUCGUCCGUGCCAAGGCUGGUGCGGAGAAGGAGCAUCUCGAUAUUCUGGCCAGGAAGGAGGUGAUUCAGAAGCGCAAGGAUAAGGCAUCUGAGAUCCAGGCCCAAAAGGAUAAGGAGAAUGCCCGCAAGAAGGCGCUCCAGGAGCAGGCCUUGCAACAGGCCGAGGCCCAGCGCCUCGCGGAGGAGCAGCGGGUCCGUGAGCAGAAGCGCAUGGCUACGGAGCGCGAGCAGAUCAAGAAGAAAGAGGUCGAGAGCAUGCUCAAGGAUAUGAAGCUUGAUGACGUUGAGCUCGAAGACCUCGAUAAUCUUGAUAGCAACAAGAUCCGCAUGAUCAAGCUGCAGCAGCUUGAGCGGGAGAAGAACACGAUCGCCGAGAAGCUGCGUGUCACCGGCAAGCGUCUCGACCAUCUCGAGCGUGCCUUCAGGAAGGAGGAGGCUAAGAAACUCCCCGAGGACUACGCCAAGCAGCGCGAGCGCGAUAUUGCCGAGUACGAGCUGGUCAAGGCCCAAACCCUCAAGGAAGCGGAGCAGAAGCACAAGGCGGACGUGGAGCUGAAGCACCGCCUUACCCGCCUCAUGCCCCAUUACGAGACCUUCCGCGCUGACCUGCACGAGCGCCGCCGCGACCUGUUCGAGAAGCGCCGUCGCGAUGCCGAGCGUGAGCUCGAGAAGCAAGUCACGCUCCGGCGCAAGGAGUUCCGCGAGCGCAAGAUCCGGGAGAAGCGCGAGCGCGAGGAGAAGGAACGUGCUCUCCGGGAAGCCGAGGAGCGCGCCGAGCGCGAGAAGGAAGAAGAGCGGAAGCGACAGGAGGCCCGUAAGGAGGAGAUGGCCCGGAUUCGCGAGGAGCGUGAGAAGGAGCGCGAGCGUGCCAAGGAAGCCCAGGCCCGCCAGCAGCAGCGCGAGGAAGAAGCCAUGGCCCGGCGCAAGGCCGAGAAGGCCGCUGCUGCCGCGGUACCCAUCCGGGAGCGCGAGCCCAUCCGGGAACGCGAGCCAUUGGCCGCCUCUGCCGGUGGUCCGCCCCGUCUCGCCCUCGCCGGCAACAAACCCAGCUGGCGCGAACGGGAAGCCCUCAAGAACGCCGGCGGCGGUGGUGCCCCAUCGGACAACACCCCGCCCCCGGCCCGUGCCGCUGCCCCGCCCUUGGAGCGCAACGACUCCAGCGACCGCGCGCCCACCCGGGAACGCGAGCCCAACCGGGAGCGUGAGCCAGUGGCCGCCUCUGCCGGCGGUCCUCCCCGUCUUGCGCUCGCCGGAAACAAGCCUAGCUGGCGUGACCGGGAGGCUGCCAAGAACGCCGCUGGCGGCGGUGGUGGUGCUAGCGGAAGCACCCCGCCUCCCGAGCGUGGUGGUGCUCCGUUGCCCCGUGGUGGUGCGCCGCUCCCCAGACGUGGUGGUGCCCCCCCGCUUGACCGCACUGGCUCGGGCCGUGGCGAGAGGGAACCCAGAGACCCCAGAGAGUCGCGGGACAGCAACAACAACAGCCCCGCGCCGGAGCCGCUCAAGCCUAGUGGCGCGCCGGGCAAAUGGGUGCCCAAGUUCCGCCAGGGGAAUUAA